CUACCCAAAUGCAGUUCAUGAAUUCAAACAAGCAAGGUUGAAGUUUGAAGACAUUAAGUGUACCGCGCAAGGAAGUGUUAUUUUCAAAUCGUCCCUUCAGAUGCCUGUUGUUUAUACGUCCUCAUGCAUUGUCUCGUAUCUGCUUGUGCUAACUUGCCGAGAAUACUCACCUAUAACUAUCGAAAACCGUUCAAAAUUCUUUCAUGGCAGAACGUUGGUCAGUUGGACCCACAGUUCACUUUGGUUCGCAUUCGCUUCUUCCCUCCACUGACCUUCAUAUAUUGCGGGACCUACUUCAGUGUAGAGACUGUUGGUUUAGACGCAUUUAUCAUCAACUUGCUGCCAACGAACUUCGGUCAAAUUCAGCUGUGGCACUAAGCCCCCGGAAAAGUUUUACCCCUUCUGUUCCCUUCCAUAGUCUUACGAGAGCGAUCCAAGCAGUCCUACGUGGCUUUAAUCUAAAUCGUAAAUGUCCGUCAAAACUACAUGCGAAAGCGACCAACUUAGCAUCCUUUCUGCAUUUACAUAUAAAAACUAAUUAUCAUCAUAUAACUGUAGUCAGUACCAAGUUCUGCAUCAAAAGACAGUAUUGGGUCUGUCCUUCCCAUGGACGUCGUCUGUUCGAUUUGCUAUACUGUAGUGGCGACUUUAGUAUUCCGGAGCGGGAAGAUGAGUUAGACUUCGAUCUAACUAUUCGUUCAAUAAUCCCUCAGGGUCAGUCUGAUUUCUUUCGAUCUGUUCAGCUAUCAAGCUCCUCAGAUGAAAGUGAUGAACCGGAACAGACUUUUUCUGUUCAAAUCCACACUCCAGAGCUGUAUAUAGUAAAGUCAAGUCCGGAAGGUCCUCACAAUCAUUUGCCUACAAAGGCAUGUUCCACCGAACCCAAAAAAUUCAUAAGCAAACAACUUUAUGAAGUCAACAAGAAAUGGUCGUUCAAAUACAAUGUAAAUGACUUAAACCAUAAACACCUGUAUAAUGAGAACGAUGCUCGACAUGCUUGUAAUCCUCACUGCAAUGAAAAAAAACUAGAUGGUCGGAAACAUGUGCAUUUUCCUAGGGGGAACCCUAUCUCUGCUGUGUACAAUCUUUAUACAUAUGCUACAGCAAGCAGGUUGGAAAGGUCUAAUCGUAUUUGGGAAAUAGAAGCAAGGUCUCGCUACUUUGAUCGUUUGAAGUACUUAAUAUCAAAUGGUUUUGAGGCUGACCUAGCAUCCCAGUUGGCAGAUGAUGAUGAAUCUACAGAACUUCACUAUAGUGGUAAUACAGCUCUUGACAAUAAUGCAUGCAAACAAGACAAUCUCGAACCGACGAACAUAAUAUCUAAGCGUCCGAAACCUCGACAUCGCAAACGUAAUCGAAAACGCGGAUCCAACACAGUAUCACUGUUACCUUCAAAUUCAUAUAAUGCAACCGACCCUAAUAUUUCACGAAAUAAAAUCGAUGAUAACUAUCAGAAAUGCGUGUCGCUUGCACAAUAAUUAUCAGGUUAAGCAGAUGUCCUAUGAGCUUUUGUCUCAAUUUAUUGUAGAGUUUUCGUUAAAAUCUGUGAUAUCUGUCAGUGAUUUGAUUGACGUUAUUUUUUUAUACAGAAUCUCAUUAAUUUGAUAUAAACUACUGCUCUCACUCGUCAUUGUUUUCAAUUUUUUUAUCUUGCGUUAGCUUUCGCCCAGUUGGAUUUACACCCUCAGACUAAUCUAUGCUAAUCUUCCAAAAGUACAGCUGUAAGAACUGUUUUUAUGUGUUAUCAACGUAGAGAUGUUUUUGAUCGCGAAAACGUUUAAUUAAUUCAGAUAUAAGUAGUUCUUAGCCGUAUAUUGACGUAACGUAUUAAGUAAUUCUUUGACUCUACCUUUGCCUUGAUCUGUCAUGAAGUCAGUGAAGUUUUGCAGUAUUAAGUCAAUAAGUGGAGUAAAUUUUAUGGGAAUAAACUAAAUUGUUUUCCACUUAUCUAAUAUGCUAGAAAUAAAAUGAUUUUAUAACACUCCAAUUUAGUGUCAAAGAACGAAUCAGGGUUUUACUGCAUAUUUGAAUAGCUAAUAGGCAAAUAUUUAAGUUGUGGUUAUAAUUAUUAUAGAGGUUACACACUAAUGCACAGCAGAUUUAGCUCAUAAUGCGUUAUAUAUGAUAUGUCUUGCUAACUGAACACUAUACUCGAUUCCUAAACUAUUCUCGCAAUCCCCAAGCUAAAACUACACAGCAACUUGAACACGAGAGAAAAGGCGCAAAGCAUGCGAGAAGCACUUUACGUGCAGUAAAUAUAGAGUUUUUAUAGUAUUUUAGAAGUCCUUGGGUCUUCCUGA
Molecule: messenger RNA, 2300 nt
Organism: Schistosoma rodhaini
Lineage: Eukaryota; Metazoa; Platyhelminthes; Trematoda; Strigeidida; Schistosomatidae
Source: the annotation of a GenBank genome assembly